AAAUAUCUAAUAAUUAAAAAAAAUUAAAUUUCUUAAUUAAAAAAUCAAAAAAUAAUUUAGAGUGCAAAUAUAUAGAAGGCUUAUCAAGCAAGCUAAGCAAUAUAAAUAACUAAGCUAUAAACAAACAAAUAAAUAAACAAACAAACAAAUUUAAUUUAAAGAUAUAGUUAAUAGAAGUAAUUUUAGCUGGUUAAUAUGAAAAAGCUAGCAUUAUUAAUUGGGAAUGAACAGGAUGAAUCUUCGCCUACUGGCUAAAAUCUCAAAAAUAGCGAUUGCUUUAUUUGCAAGAAUGAUUAAGAUAUGUAUAUGAAAGCUCUUGAAAAAAAGAAAGUGAUCAAUUGUAUAAUUUGUAAUAAACUACAGCAUCCUAUUUGUUAUAAUAUUUAGAAUUAGACUGAUUCUAUAACAAACAAUUUUGCCUGUAUUCCUUGCAGAAUACUUUACAAUUAACCUUAGAUAUAAAAAUUCGAAAAUAUAAAUGGUCCAUUUAUUGUUUUCCCAAAGGAAAAAUAACAAGGAACAAUUCACUUCAUCCUUGAAGAAAUGCACAGUCUUCAAUUAGAAAGAAAUCAAUUCAAUGACUUGUGCGUUUAUUGUAUGAAAUUAGAUCUUAUGGAUAACAUGAAUAAGCCAUUAUACUAUAUUUGGCCUUCUGACAAUAUUGUAAUAAAAAUUAAUGAGGAAAUUCAAUCUUACAAUCUAGACUCUCUUUGCAUAGUAGAAAAAGGCGACAUCUGCUACAACUCUAAAAAUAAAUUUGAAUAUAAUCUAGGUGAUAUUUAAUAAAAAGAUUAAAAACCAAUUGCCAUAGGAAUAGGAAUUGUGUCUAAUGGAAAUAUGUUUUAAGUUAUCGAAAAAGUAUCUUUAGGAUAAACCUAAACAGAAGAGGAUAUGAUUAAAUAAUAUAAAGAGUGGGCUAAGGAUUUAGAAAUAGCAAUACCAAUGAAGGAUCAAAUUACAUAAACCCUUUUGAAAUGGCCUGCUAGAGGGAAAAAUUGCAACCACUUUACUUGUAUUGAUAUGUACUCUUAUUUAGAGUUUAAUUUAUAGAAUUCUAACUUGCAAAAAAGUAGAUGGGCUUGUCCUACUUGCCAGCAGAGGAUGUACAUUAAGGACAUAAUUUUUGACAAAUACUUGAAUAGAUUUGUUAAGGAAUAAAUAAUAAAUAAAAUAGAUCCAAAUCACAUUUAGUUCAUUGAGGAAGUUAUUUGUGAUUAAAAUGGGAAUCUUAGGAUUGGUGAUGAAUCUAUUUAGAAAAUACAAAAGAUGCAGUUAAAAAAAUUUCUAGUUUCGGAAAAUAAGAGAAUUGAGUGUAGUUUGGAGGAAAAAAAGAAAGAAUUUGAAUAAAAUAUUAAGUUAGAAAUAUAAAAAAAGUUAAAUUAACCUCUUUAAGCAAACACGAGCUUAGAUGAAGACAAACUAACUGCUCUCCUUGAAUUUAAAUAAAUGUAUCCAAAACUUGGUAUGGACGAGUUAUGGUAAAUAUUUAACAAUCCUGAAUAGAAAAGUCAAUUGGAUUUCUUAAUUAGCUUGGAUGAAUAAGAACUAGUCAUUUAUUUAAUGGAAAAUUACCCAAAUUUAAGAGAUUUAUCUAAUUUCUCUCAGGCUGAGGUAGUUUACCACAAUCAAUUUGAAAGUAUUCUAAAAGUUUUGCAAACGAAUAUUAAAUAAAAUGAAGAGGCCUUUUACUUGAUUUACAAAUACAGCGAGCAUAACAGUUAGCAGUAAGAAAGCAUAUUUGCUUCUAUAGUAGCUUCUAUUUUUACUAUAAUUAUCUUUAAAAAGAAUAAAAUGGAAUAUUAAAAAGCGGAUCUGAUAACUCCAACAUUCAUAUAUCUUGCAACCUAAUUUGGUUUUUAUCAUGAAAAUGUUAGCUAAUGUCCAGCAGGUCUUUUAAUUGGUGCUCUUUUCUUCUUUUACAAACACAUUAUGAAUUUCUCUUUCUAAAGAGCUUGCAAUUUAUUCUGCCAGUUUGUGAACUUUAAUGGAAACGAGAAUUUUUUCCUCUCUUUAUAAGACUCUACAACAGAUUUUUUAGCUGACACAAUCUCUUCUUUCCUUAAAAUGUAGAACUGUCUAGUUGAUUAAGAUAACUUUGAUUCAGUUUUAUUCUUCCAGAAAUUGUUGCUUAAGUAACUGUAAAAAUUGCUUUUAGAUCAGAAUUCCGAAGUUAGCCUUAGAUAAUAAAUCUGUCUAUUUUAGACAAUUAACAAAGCAAUUUUCAGGCUUAACCCAAGCUACAAUAAAAAACCAUUUAAAGAAGCUAAAGAAUUUAUCUCGAAAUUUGUUAACGGAGAUAAAGACAUCAUAAAACACAUAAAACAAUAUUCAUAAAUUUUUAUCAUCUGAUCAAGUUAUAAAAAAAUAAAUAAAACAGAUAGAAUAAAUGAAUGAAUGAAUAAUUUUUUAAUUUAUUUUAAAAUCUCAAUUCGCUCAAUUUUAUCAAGCAAUCUAAGUAUUUAAAAAAAUUGAUAAAUACCAACCUGAAAAAUAAUUAUUUAUUAAAAAUUCAAUAGAUUAGUUAAUUUAUAUUGUUUAAUUUAAAUUUAUUUUACUUUAAAAGUUGUAAAUAUUUGAAUGAUAUAUAUAUAGAUAGUAUGAUUAAGUAUAUUUAUUAAAUUUGUUAAAAAUUCUUU
Tetrahymena thermophila SB210 is the source of this 2636-nucleotide messenger RNA. RefSeq names its product MIZ zinc finger protein. Lineage: Eukaryota; Ciliophora; Oligohymenophorea; Hymenostomatida; Tetrahymenidae. The record is from RefSeq and is a predicted model, not a curated record. Gene Ontology annotation, biological process: protein sumoylation. Gene Ontology annotation, molecular function: SUMO ligase activity; zinc ion binding. The transcript is spliced from 3 exons.